Erythranthe guttata (spotted monkey flower) is the source of this 1399-nucleotide messenger RNA. Its product is annotated as calcium uniporter protein 3, mitochondrial. Gene Ontology annotation, biological process: calcium import into the mitochondrion; mitochondrial calcium ion homeostasis. Lineage: Eukaryota; Viridiplantae; Streptophyta; Magnoliopsida; Lamiales; Phrymaceae. Gene Ontology annotation, molecular function: calcium channel activity; uniporter activity. Gene Ontology annotation, cellular component: uniplex complex. The record is from RefSeq and is a predicted model, not a curated record.
GUGAAAUAGCUGCCUAUAUAAGUGCAUAGGGUUCGGGGUGAACAGUUCAUCAAUUGUUUCAUAUGCUUCUGCAACUCCUCCUUCGUAUUGUUGUUUCUCUCUCUAUAUACUUUCUCUCUCUAGAAUAUCGAUAACAAUGGCGUUUAGGAAGACGAUUACCCAGCGCCUCUUCAGCUUAUCGAGAAUGGCGAACACCCCCGCCGUAACUAACUGCCGCACCUCGUCGCCGUGCUCCGCCGCCAAAUCGGCCUCCCUGAACCAUCCGUCGAAGCCGAAUGGAUUUGCCCUAGAUCCAGGGGACGAUGGAAUAUUCCGUCGGUAUAUCCACCGUAACUCGGCUGCGGCGGCGUCCCCCUCGGCGAUCCGGUACCUUCCGACCGGAGAGAAGCUACUGGAGAAGCUCCGUGAGAUGGAUAUCUCCAAGGAUAGGAUCAGGCUCGACGGACUCAUACCGCCGCCGGCGGAGGCGGAGGCGGAGAUGGAGGCGGAAUUGGAGGAAUCGCCGGAGGCGAAUCUGACGGUGGCGGACGCCAAAAAAAUCCUCAAACUAUCGCAGCUGGAAACGGUGAAAUCGAGGCUGAAAACGGUGGAGAACGACGUCGUUUCGUAUUCGGAAUUUCUGGAGAUCUGUGAUAAUGUAUGCUCGAGUACAGAUCAAUCUCUGGAAUUCGCUAAAAUACUCGACGAAUCAGGAACUGUAAUUGUUCUCGGAAACAUCGUCUUCCUCAAACCCCAACAGGUGAUGAAAGCCAUCACUGGAUUGUUACCCUUGACCAUAACCCACACCAAACUGGACGAUCCAAGAAAGAAAGAACUCCAAGAAAUGGAGAAACAAAAAUCAACAAUCGACAUUGAUGCUGACCUAGCCGUAAAACGGGAGUUCAAACUCGGAUUAGGCUAUCUCGUUGUCCAAACAGCAGCCUUCAUGAGGCUAACAUUCUGGGAAUUAUCAUGGGAUGUAAUGGAACCUAUUUGUUUCUUUGUUACGUCUACGUAUUUCAUGGGUGCGUAUGGAUACUUUAUGAGGACAUCUAAAGAGCCUUCAUUCGAAGGGUUUUAUCAGAGCAGGUUUGGUGCUAAGCAGAAGCGGUUGAUGAAGGCUCGUGAUUUCGAUUUCGAGAGGUACAGCGAGCUCAAGAAAGCUUGUUCGAGCUCGUAAUUUGUUGCACAUGUGAUUUGAUAUAAGCAAUUGUGAUAGGAUCUUAUUUGAUUGAGAUCAAGAAAAUGAUAUUGGUAUAAAUGUUGGGAUUGGGAAGAAUGGGACAUAAUAUUUCUACUUUUAAUUUUCUUUUUCUUUUUUAAUAUUGUUGUGGAAUGGGACAUUAUAUGUAAUUUUUACUUCUUGCGGCGGCUCGUGUUGUAACCAUAGUUGAAGAGACUUUUUUUUGGCAAUAGGGAU